This is a messenger RNA of Oncorhynchus gorbuscha (pink salmon), 1014 nucleotides long. RefSeq names its product melanocortin receptor 4-like. Gene Ontology annotation, biological process: G protein-coupled receptor signaling pathway. The coding region runs from base 1 to 1014 and encodes 337 amino acids. Gene Ontology annotation, cellular component: membrane. The transcript has a single exon. The record is from RefSeq and is a predicted model, not a curated record. Gene Ontology annotation, molecular function: melanocyte-stimulating hormone receptor activity. Lineage: Eukaryota; Metazoa; Chordata; Actinopteri; Salmoniformes; Salmonidae.
AUGAAUGCCACAGAACACCAUGGGUUGAUCUCUGUGAGCUAUAACAGGAACUCCAGCACUGCUGGGAGUCUGGUAUCCAUCAACAAAGACUCAGAGAGUUUUGGUCUCAAUGACUCUUCGACAGGAUGUUACGACCAGCUCCUCAUCUCCACCGAGGUCUUCCUCACACUGGGGAUUGUCAGUUUAUUAGAGAACAUCCUGGUGAUUGCCGCUAUCAUCAAGAACAAGAACCUCCACUCUCCCAUGUACUUCUUCAUCUGUUCUCUGGCUGUGGCCGACAUGCUGGUCAGCGUCUCCAAUGCCUCCGAGACGAUCGUCAUAGCCCUGAUCAACAGCGGCAACCUGAGCAUCUCUGGGUCGCUGAUAAAAAGCAUGGACAACGUGUUUGACUCCAUGAUCUGUAGCUCACUGCUGGCGUCGAUCUGUAGUCUCUUGGCAAUCGCCAUAGACCGCUACAUCACCAUAUUCUACGCGCUGCACUACCAUAACAUUGUGACGGUAAAAAGAGCGCUGGCGGUGAUCUCCCUCAUAUGGCUGUGUUGCGUGGUGUCGGGCGUGCUCUUCAUCAUCUACUCUGAGAGCACCACUGUCCUCGUCUGCCUUAUCACCAUGUUCUUCACCAUGCUUGCACUUAUGGCCUCGCUCUACAUCCACAUGUUCCUCCUAGCCCGGCUACACAUGAAGAGGAUUGCCAUGCUGCAUGGGAAUGCGCACAUCCGCCAGCAUGCCAACAUGAAGGGUGCCAUCACCCUCACCAUCCUCCUAGGUGUGUUCGUAGUGUGCUGGGCUCCCUUCUUCCUCCACCUCAUCCUCAUUAUCGCCUGCCCCAGGAAUCCCUACUGUGCCUGUUUCAUGUCGCACUUCAACAUGUACCUCAUCCUCAUCAUGUGUAACUCGGUCAUCGACCCUCUAAUCUACGCACUCCGUAGCCAGGAGAUGAGGAAGACCUUCAAGGAGAUCUUCUGCUGGUACAGCUUGCCAAACCUGUGUGUGUGUGAGCUCCCUGGGAAAUAG